UCCUCACAACGCCUCGGACAAAGAUGCAGCAAAACGUGCUGUCCGUGUGCUGCCUAUAAGCUUUGAAUUACCUGGAGGAAGAAGGCUGUUUUUGUGGGCACUCUGCACAACUUUUGCGCGCACAGCUUCGAACGGCGCACAGCCACGAUGCUGUUACGGUCCGGCGCGCUCUUAAUGCUGGCGGCUCUCUACUUGAGUGUGGAUCUGACAGGAGCUGAGGGCUGUGGUGCAUCAUGUGGAAAAUGUGACUGCAGUGGUGUGAAAGGAGCAAAGGGUGAGCUUGGGUUUCCUGGUCUUCAAGGUAAUAUGGGAUUCCCAGGGAGGCAGGGACCUGAGGGGCCUCCAGGGCCAAUGGGCCCCAAGGGAGAUCUGGGUGAGUCCGGGGCUCCUGGAUUGAAAGGAGUCAGAGGACCUCCUGGUCUGCCAGGUUUCCCAGGCAACCCAGGACUUCCAGGCAUCAAUGGACAUGACGGUCCACCUGGUGCGCCAGGUAUCCCAGGAUGCAACGGGACAAAAGGAGAAAGAGGAAGAGAUGGAACUCCAGGUUUCCCUGGUCCUCAAGGAACACCUGGAAUGCCGGGACUUCCUGGAAUGAAGGGUGACCCCGGUGGUUUGAUAGGAAUUGUUCCCAUGAAAGGAGAGAAAGGAUAUCCCGGCACACCUGGCCGACCUGGACAAACUGGCAUCUCCGGACCUACUGGGCCUCCAGGACCUCCUGGCUAUGAAGGACCCAGAGGUGAUCCUGGCCCUCCCGGCCCUCCUGGACCGAUGGGAGAUAAGCUGGCCUUUGAGGGUGAGAAAGGAGAAAAGGGUGACAAAGGACUUCAAGGCCCACCCGGCCCUCCUGGACCCACAUCAUUCGAGCAGAAAGGAUCACAAACAGUUUUUCGUGGGCAACCGGGGUUCAAAGGAGAAGCAGGGGAGAAAGGCGACAAGGGCUCCUGCAUCCCACAUCUGCACGGCAUCAAAGGCGAUAUUGGCCCAGAUGGACCACCGGGUAAACCUGGCAAGGAUGGAGACAAUGGGCUACAGGGAGAAAAAGGCGUUCCUGGAGCCCCAGGAUACCCUGGUUUACAGGGUGAAAAAGGAGAAAGGGGACCACCUGGUGGGGGUGUUGGCCCUCCCGGCGCUCCUGGUUCCGCAGGUUCAAAAGGAGAGAAAGGUUUUCUUGGUCCUCGGGGAGAGCCAGGUCUACCAGGCGAACACAUUGAAGGGCCUCGUGGAGAGAAGGGUGAGAAAGGAGAGGUGGGCGAAAAGGGAGACAGAGGUGUGGAAGGAGAGCCUCUUGUCGGACCUCCAGGACAACCGGGGAACCCUGGUCCUCCUGGACCACCCGGACCACCAAUCAACCCUGGUGAAUGUAACAUUCAGAAGGGGAAUCGUGGCCCACCUGGACCUCCAGGGCUACAAGGGGAAGUGGGACAGAAAGGUGACAAAGGGGAUACCUGUGUUCAGUGUGAAGGCACGAGCACACCUGGAUUACCUGGUCCCCCAGGUCCUAAAGGAGACACAGGACCUCCUGGUGCAGUAGGCGGUAAAGGACAAAAGGGUAUUUCUGGACAACCUGGACAACCUGGACGACCUGGUGCUCAAGGAAAUCCCGGAUUAAGAGGGGCUCCUGGUGCUGUUGGUGAACCAGGGGACAUUUUCGUGGCUCCUGGUCUGAAGGGGGACAAGGGUCUGCCUGGUCGUAAUGGAUUACCUGGACAGCCGGGGCAGGAUGGAAUACCAGGAAGAGAUGGUCCACCAGGAUUUCCUGGCCUUAAAGGAGAACCUGCCAGAGAGGGCAUCAAGGGUGAACGUGGACCAGAUGGUGAUCCUGGUCCUAUUGGCCCUCCAGGAGAGAGGGGUCCCCCUGGUCUGCCAGGCUUUGGUCGACCAGGACAGACUGGAGAUAAGGGCAGUCAGGGGAAUCCAGGAGUUCCUGGAUAUCCUGGGCGACCUGGUGAGAAAGGUGAGCCAGGGAUAGGUGUGAGCACUCCUGGUCCUCAGGGUGCACCCGGACCACGAGGAGAACCAGGCAGAGAGGGACCUAAAGGUGACAAUGGCCUUCCAGGAGACGAUGGGUUGCCAGGUUUUCCAGGAGAAAAGGGUGAACAAGGACCUCCUGGGAUUGGAUUUCCAGGCCCAACUGGCCCUAAAGGAAGCAGCGGAAUUCCAGGAGCCCCCGGAUUACCAGGAGAACCAGGAAGAUCAGGAAAGGAUGGCGGGCCAGGAUCUCCUGGUCCACGUGGACCAAAGGGUGAACCUGGACGGGGACUUCCGGGUCCCAAAGGUUCACAAGGCCACCAAGGAAUUCCUGGCUUCCAGGGAGAGAAGGGCAACAUCGGAUUACCUGGUGUUCCUGGACGAGAAGGACAUACAGGCCCACCUGGACCUCAGGGUCUCAAAGGUGAUCUGGGACCUCCUGGACUUCCUGGACUGGUUGGCAAACCCGGUCCUCCAGGAAAAGGAUUGCCUGGACCUCCUGGACUACAGGGGCCUCCUGGAGAGCCUGGUCCUUAUGGUAGGGAAGGUGUAAAGGGGGAAAAGGGCUACCCAGGUCCUCCUGGUCUAGACAUGCCAGGGCCUCAGGGAGAGAAAGGAGUCCCUGGGUUUCCAGGAGUACAAGGAACUAAAGGACUGCCAGGGCCUCCAGGUUUACCAGGCAGGGAUGGACUCAUUGGAAACCAAGGUACUAAAGGUGAAAUGGGGUUAAUGGGAACACCUGGAAUACCGGGAUAUCCUGGGCCUCCCGGUACACCUGGAUCUCCUGGUCCGAGAGGUGAUCCUGGUCUUACUGGACCAAGAGGUGAUAUUGGAGAGCCUGGACUAAAAGGUGACAGAGGAGAGCCGGGUGUUCAGGGACCUCCUGGGAACAUGAGUGAUGUUGACAUGGAGCACAUGAAGGGAGUGAAGGGAGACAAAGGAGACAUAGGUACCCCAGGGACCAGUGGAGAGAGGGGCAUACCUGGAUUGCCAGGAGAUCCUGGAAUGCCAGGGAAAGAUGGAGAGCCUGGAUUACCUGGAAAACCUGGUGACAAAGGAGACUCUGGCGAACCUGGAGAGCCUGGCGGUAUGGGACCACCUGGACCGAAGGGUGGCACAGGGGAGAUGGGAGUACCAGGUCCAUCUGGUCCAAAGGGUGUCAAAGGAGAUUUAGGUACACCUGGACAUCCUGGAUUCAGAGGCACGGAUGGAGAAAAGGGAGAAACAGGAUUACCUGGUGAGCCAGGUAUUGGCAUCCCAGGAUUUCCAGGACAAAAGGGUCAGACUGGUGAGCCAGGAUUCCAAGGACCAGCUGGAGAUAAGGGUCAGAAAGGCCAAGAGGGCAUGCCUGGCAAGCCAGGACUGCCAGGACCCAAAGGAGACCAAGGAAGCUCUGGGUAUCAAGGUCAGCCAGGUAGACCAGGGGACAAGGGUACCCCUGGACUUCCUGGGUUUGUAGGAGAGCCUGGUCAAGAUGGCCGGCCUGGCGAAACUGGCCUGCAGGGGCCUUCUGGUCCAAAGGGAGAUAAGGGAGAUUCUGGACGUGAUGGAAUCCCAGGGUCCACAGGAGAGAGAGGACAGCCAGGUAUGGCUGGAAUAGGUUUUCCUGGUCCGCCUGGCGAGCUUGGCAGCAAAGGAGACAAAGGCAGUCCUGGCUUUCCUGGCAACCCAGGUAUUCCAGGUGUCCCUGGUGUGAAAGGUGAUAAGGGAUUUCCCGGCCCACAGGGACCUCAAGGACAGCCAGGAGAACAGGGUCCCUCGGGUUUCUCUCUAGAAGGACCUAAAGGAGAUAGGGGAGGAACAGGACAACCUGGAGAAGCAGGAAUCCCAGGACAACCAGGACCUGCUGGUUUUCCGGGCAGAGAUGGACAGAAGGGAGAGAAAGGAGAUCAGGGUCUCCAGGGUUUCCAGGGAGAGUCGGGAAUAAAGGGGGAUUCUGGAUUACCUGGACUGCCGGGAGCACCUGGGCUUCCAGGUCUUGAUGGACCGAAGGGAGAGGUAGGAUUACAGGGUGUAACUGGCUUCCCAGGACAAAAGGGUGAAGCUGGAGACCUUGGAUAUAGAGGAGAAGCUGGAGACAGAGGAUUCCCAGGCGAAAAAGGUAACGAAGGCCCUCCUGGUCCUCCCGGCCCUCAAAUGUUCAUAAAAGGAGACAUUGGCUUCCCAGGAAAUCAAGGUUUACCGGGACCUCAGGGGCCAUCUGGGCUCCCAGGACAGAAAGGAGAUAGAGGUGUGACAGGUUUUCCAGGGCCAAAAGGCGAAGAAGGUUUCCCUGGAUAUAAUGGUCAGAACGGGGUCAAAGGAGAGCCUGGCUUUCCAGGGCCACAAGGACCUAGAGGACACCCUGGCCCCCCUGGACCUAAUGGUGUGCCAGGCCCAGCUGGUCCACCCGGCCCCUCGUCCAUGGAUCACGGUUUCCUUGUAACACGUCACAGCCAAUCGGUGGACAUCCCAUUGUGUCCCGAUGGAACCUCUCUCAUAUAUGAUGGCUACUCCUUGCUCUACGUCCAGGGCAAUGAGCGCUCUCAUGGGCAAGACUUAGGUACGGCAGGCAGCUGUCUAAAGAAGUUCAGCCCCAUGCCCUUCCUCUUCUGUAAUAUCAACAAUGUGUGUAACUUUGCCUCCCGUAAUGAUUACUCCUACUGGCUCACCUCACCUGCGUCCAUGCCCAUGAACAUGGCACCUAUCACUGGUGAAAACAUUAAACCCUUCAUCAGUAGGUGCGCUGUAUGUGAAGCUCCAGCCAUGGUGAUAGCAGUUCACAGUCAGACCAUUAUGAUCCCACCGUGCCCUGGAGGCUGGGACUCUCUGUGGAUCGGCUACUCCUUUGUUAUGCACACCAGUGCUGGUGCUGAGGGUUCGGGCCAGGCUUUGGCUUCUCCCGGUUCCUGUCUGGAGGAAUUCCGCAGUGCUCCAUUCAUCGAGUGUCACGGUCGAGGAACCUGCAACUAUUACGCCAACUCCUACAGCUUCUGGCUCGCUACCAUUGAAGACAAUGAAAUGUUUACGAAACCCGUCCCAGCAACGCUAAAAGCCGGCAGCCUCCGAACACACAUAAGCCGCUGUCAGGUUUGCAUGAAGAGGACAUAAGCAGCAAUACCAAAGGCCUCCGUUUUACCGUGAAGAGCAAUAAGGCGUGCGUUGACGUCAUCGACUUGGCUUUAUUUCCCGUUUUCUAAAGGAUGGUGCUAUUGCCCUGCCUGGCAUGUAGGAUAGGAUCACGGCCAGAGACUGAAACCAAACCACAGAGACCAAGCGGCCGUUUGCUCCAUGCAGAAACACACAAUCACAACAUGUUAAGUGUGGCACCCAGUUUACCACUGCACUGACAUGCCCCCUGAACUGGUAAACUGGUGUUAAUUUUGAAAGGGCUGUGUGUGUCAGUCAGGUGCUAUUGAAUCUUGUGUGCCUUUUUCUUUUCGUUGUUUUUAUUUCCAUUCCCUACCAGUGUUUCAAAGAUAUAGCAACACAAUAUGAUAUACGUUCACACCUUAGUUAAACCCUACUAAUGUAAAAGCUAGGACUUACCACUGGUUACAGAUGCUUGCCAUUUAUACCGCCAUAAAAUUGCAGACACAGACGUAUGCUAAUCACUCUGUUGUAAAUACGACGCAUUCCUUCUUAACAUAGUUCAACAUACUCGCCUCAGGUUAUUGAUGAGUUACUUUGUGUGUUAUUAAGCCCAUUUUUAUUUAUAAGAUUUCUGAGAAUAUGUUCGACGUGAGUUUAUCUGAGAUGCCAUAUAUCCGAAAAGAAUGUGUUAAUGCGUGAAAACCAUCGCCUUAUUAACAUACAAAACAGCACUGAAAUAGCAUUACCAGGCAUGUGACUGUGUGUGUGUGUGUGUGUGUGUGUGUGUUUGUGUGAGAGAAAACAAGAUUUGAGUGGCUUGGAAAUGGCAUGCGUGUUGCAAUGUCUACAUAUAUUGUUGCACAACCCUGUUGUUAACAUGACAAAUGCACACAAAGAAAUAGCCAAGAAAAAUUCAUCCUUCUUGUGUUUUUUCUCUGUACAAAUGUUGUUUAUAACAGUUUAUAACAGUUGUGUUUCCAAGAAUUUAACCCCUUAAGUGAAACAUAUCCUCAUCAUCUGUGAUCCUAAGGAGAUGCACGUGUAUAGAUACAUAAAAUGUAUUUGCAGUUUUGGAUGUGUACUUGACUGUUUCCCUUUGUGAACUUCUUUUUUGUCAUUCCUGUUUAUUUAGUGCAAAGUGUAAUCCUCUCUAAAGGUCAUGAUGUUGGUUCUCUCCGAGUACUCUGGCUUCCUCUCACACUCCAAAGACAUGCACGGGGUUCGGUUAAUUGGUGAUUCUAAAGUGGCCGUAGGUGUGAAUGUGAGUGCAAACGGUUAUCUGUUUCUCUGUGACAGACUGGCAACCUGUCCAGGGUGCACCCCGCCUCUCUGGGACAGACUCCAGCCCAGCUGUGACCCUGAAUUGGACAAACUGAAGAACCACGGAUGGAUCGAUGGGUCAUGAUUUGAUGGUUACGCAGUCAUGUCGAGGACAUAUAGUGCCAACGCAGGUUAAAAUCCUUUAAAAGGUCUUAGCAUAGAGUUGUGUAGAGUCGCUUCUUUAUGUACAGCAUCUGGAGAAAAUUUCAUGCGUAUGUUAAUCUAGGAAAGCCUGUUGGACCUCAAAUGAUCUCCGGAGCGCCGAAAUAGCUUCAACAGCUCUGAAAGGGACAUUUCUGUGUCCCUUUCAGAGUUUUUGAAAUAUGCAAAGUUAAGGCAAUGACUGUACACUGACUGCAACCUGUUUUUGUUUGAGUAUAUGCCAUAGCUGGGAUAAAGUGCUCAAAGACGUUUGUAGAGUAUUAGAUUUAUUUUCCAGCGUUAAGCAAGCCUUUCCUAACAGUGAUUACCAGAACAGAAAAUACUUUUUAAUAUUUCACAUCCAAAACUGUGUAAUUCCUGAAAUAAAAUGAUUUGUAGAAA
Molecule: messenger RNA, 6903 nt
Organism: Oreochromis niloticus (Nile tilapia)
Lineage: Eukaryota; Metazoa; Chordata; Actinopteri; Cichliformes; Cichlidae
Gene: col4a1
Product: collagen, type IV, alpha 1
Exons: 52
Coding region: 148-5058 (1636 amino acids)
Biological process (GO): extracellular matrix organization
Cellular component (GO): collagen trimer
Molecular function (GO): extracellular matrix structural constituent conferring tensile strength
Source: RefSeq, a predicted model, not a curated record